Molecule: messenger RNA, 1302 nt
Organism: Geodia barretti
Lineage: Eukaryota; Metazoa; Porifera; Demospongiae; Tetractinellida; Geodiidae
Source: the annotation of a GenBank genome assembly
AUGGCAACAACCCGCGCUCCGUUUCUUUCCACCAAAUACGGCGGCUACUAUCACUCGGAGGUGCCCAAGGAGGACGAUGAGCUGACGCACGUUGGCCCAGGGACGCCGGCCGGCGAGUACCUGCGCCGGUUCUGGCAGCCGGUCUGCUACGCCGACGAGCUGGGAGACACGCCCGUCGGGCUGAAGAUACUGGGCGAGGAACUGGUGGCAUUCCGGGACUUCAGCGGACGUGUCGGCCUGGUGGAGGCCCACUGCCCGCACCGGGGGACGUCGCUGGAGUUCGGGCUGGUGUCGGAGCGGGGGAUCCGCUGCUGCUACCACGGCUGGCUGUUCGACGUGGACGGGACGAUCCUGGAGACGCCAGGAGAGCCGGUGGGAUCGACAUUCAAGGACCGACUGUGCCACGGCGCCUACCCGGUGCACGAGUACUGCGGGACGAUCUUUGCCUACAUGGGCCCGCCGGACAAGAUGCCGGAAUUUCCGAUUGCAGACAGCUGGGAGCGGGAGGGCUACCGGUUGAUUCCGGGGCAGCGUUACGAUUACCCCUGCAACUACCUGCAGGUACUGGAAAACGCCAUGGACCCGGUGCACACGUCGUUCCUGCACACCAUCGUUAGCGGGUCGCAGUUCACGGACGAGUUUGGAGUGGUGCCGGAACUGGACUUCAUGGAGACGCCCAUCGGCAUCAUCUACAUCGCCACGCGACGGGUGGGCGACAACAUCUGGGCGCGCAUGGUCGAGAACGUCCUGCCGAAUAUGCAGCAGGUUGCGCCCAUCUGGGAAGACGGCAAGGAAGUCCAUGGUUUCGACGGUCCUAUGAUGACGCGCUGGAUUGUGCCACGGGACAACAACAGCACCAUGCUGCUGGAGUUCCGGCAUAUCAGCGAGGCCGAGGAGAAGGAGCCGGCGUGGUGGAUCGACCGGGACCAGAUGCUGCCGGCCCAGUUGCCGAUUUCAGACGACCUGCGUGAGCAGCAGCUGCAGCCCGGCGACUAUGAGGCCCAGAUUUCGCAGCGCCCCAUCGCUGUUCAUGGCAUGGAGCACCUUGGCGCGACAGACCGUGGGAUCACGAUGUUCCGCCGCCAGAUACGGCGGGGCAUUCGAGCAGUGCAGGCGGGGGAGGACCCCACGGGCGCACUGGCUGCCGACGAGACUGGGCGCCUUCCCACCUACUGCAACGACACGGUGGUCUUCGCCCCCGAGGCGGCGACUCCCGAGGAUGACGUCAAGCUGAUGCGGGAGACGGGCCGGCGGCUGGCCGAGGAGUACGUGGCGGCGAGGACGAACGGCAACGGCAAGUAG